Molecule: messenger RNA, 3666 nt
Organism: Dinoponera quadriceps
Lineage: Eukaryota; Metazoa; Arthropoda; Insecta; Hymenoptera; Formicidae
Gene: Mat89Ba
Product: nucleolar protein 6
Exons: 12
Coding region: 116-3652 (1178 amino acids)
Biological process (GO): rRNA processing; tRNA export from nucleus
Cellular component (GO): CURI complex; UTP-C complex; small-subunit processome
Source: RefSeq, a predicted model, not a curated record
UACGCCAAUGCACUCCCUGAAUACCGGUGUUUAGAACACGUGUGUUGAUUUGAGUAGAAAUCGAAAUUAAAAGUUUACUUUCGAUAAAAGUAAACUUAAAAUCAAAAUCGGUAAAAUGAAGGAGAUGUGCUUAAAGAAGAACAAGAAAAAACAUGAUAAACACAAUGAAAGCUCAAAUGAUUUUGAGAGAAAGUCUACUAAUAAUGAUCUAACGAAUACUGAAUCUGAUAAUGCAGAUUUAAUGGAAGGCACUAAUGAUUAUAAGAAAGAAAAAGAAGAAGAAGAAUUAGACAAUCAUGAGAUUGAAUUACUUAUAUCAAAACAAGAAAAGAAGAGGAAGAAAGUAACCGACGAAAUAAUCGAAAUCGCUUCUAAAAAGAUGAAAAAAUUUGAAAACAGUCUCUAUAAGCAACCAACGGUUGAGGAGCUCAAUCAGUUUAGAGAGACAGAAAAUUUAUUUCAUUCAAAUUUAUUUCGAUUUCAAAUUGAAGAAGUUCUCAGUGAAGUAAAGCUUAAAGAUAAAUAUAAAGUAUUAUUUAAUACCUGGUUUGAGAAAUUAAAAGAAGCGAUAGAAUCCAUUGACGAAACUGAAGAGAUAUUGCUUGUAGAUAAUAAUUUGGAAGAUGAGUUAGGCGUGCGUGUUCCCGUACCACGUGUACCGGAAGAAACCAAGAGUGUUUUUAAAUUUCUGAAACCAUCUGACAUCAGUGUUGUUGGAUCUUUCAACUCAGAAUGCGUACUCGGGCCUACUGUUACUGUAGAUGUAAUGGUGGAAAUGCCAGCUGCCUCAUUUCGAAAACAAGAUUAUCAAAAUUAUAUAUAUUUUAGAAAGAAAGCGAUAUACCUGGCAUUUGUAACAUCGAGCAUUAAAAACGAUAUCGCGGAAAGUAAAAGGUUCAUCGGCGACGAUUUAAGACCUUGUUUGAAGCUUCGGCCUAGUGGAAAAUUAAAUAAAAAAAUCGAUGUGAUAAUACACGUAUCUGCGCAGGAAGCCAGUUUUAAUCUGAACAGGUUCUUGCCAGAGAAAAAUAGUGUUAGACCAAGAUGGUAUCUUAAUAAAAAAUCUCCGGAUGACGAAGCUUUACUACCAACUCCGCACUAUAAUUCUUUAAUAAUGCGUGACCUGACAAUGAAGAGCACAAAUUCUGAAGUUGCGCAAAUAACAAGGGAGUAUCCGAAUUUGAGGGAUGGUAUAAUUCUAUUGAAAAUAUGGCUGAGGCAACGUGAAUUGAACGAAGGCUAUGAUGGCUUUACUAGUCACAUCAUGACUAUGUUUGUCGUCUAUUUGUUACGCAUGAAAAAACUUAAUACAUUCAUGAGUAGUUAUCAAAUCGUGCGGAAUGUUUGGAUUUGUUUGGCACAGAGAAAUUGGUGCGAAUAUGGGAUCACUAUGUGCGAGGACAAAGAGAACCAGAAACAAGUAUCCCAUUAUCACAACUAUUAUGAUUGUGUCUUCCUCGACAUCACAGGUUAUCACAAUUAUGCAGCAUAUUUAUCUACGUACACUUUCUCGUGGGUGCGAAGAGAAGCAGAGCUUUCUCUGAAACAUUUGGAUAAUAUACACGUGGACAGCUUUCAAGCUCUUUUUAUGCGAAGUGUGCCGUUUUACAGAGCGUUUGAUCAAAUUUUAUGUUUUCAGAAAAGUACAAUUUUAGAAAAAAUUGUAAACAAUAAAUCCACCAUUAAUAACAAGAUCAAUUAUGGGCCAGAUAAACGUAGUCAAGUGAUUAAAUUGAUUGUUGAAGUUUUACAAAAAGGUCUAGAAAACAGGAUCGAUCGAUUGUGCAUAUUACCGCACAAAUUCACAGAAUGGGAGUGCACCGAAGACACACCGAAUAAUAUUGGAAACCUUACGAUUGGAUUUGAAUUGAAUCCUGAAACUUCUUUUAACAUUGUAGAUAAAGGACCCGAAGCCAAUCUAGCUGAGGCGGCUAAUUUCCGACAAUUCUGGGGAACUAAAUCGGAAUUGCGGAGGUUUCAAGAUGGAUUGAUUCGUGAGGCCGUAAUUUGGUCGAAGGGUAAAACUCUUGCGGACAAGAGAGCGAUAUGCAAAAAGAUAACCAUAUUUUUGUUAAAGACAAAGUUUAAUAUUUCCAAAGAUCAAUAUUUGUUCCUCACUGACCAACUGGACGAUUUUCUAAAGUUACAUAAGUUCAAAAUAACGCAUUUCACGUACGGAACCGGCGAAGAAGCUACGUUAAGGGUUUUGAAUGCUUUUAAUAACUUAGAACAAAAUUUAAUGUCGCUGAGCGAUAUGCCACUGACGAUAAACGGCGUGCAAGGAUCGAGUCCGGUCUUCCGAUAUACAGAGGUCUUUCCGCCGCUUGCUACUAUUUAUCGAAGCAGGAAAGAUAUCACCGAGGAAGAUGAGAAUUGUUUGAAACUUGCGAAGAAUAUGAAAGGAUGCCCCGCGUAUGUUCACGUGAUCGAAGUGACGUUACAAUUGUCGACCAGUGGAAAAUGGCCCGAACAAUUGGAAGCCAUUAAAAAAACGAAAACAGCCUUUUAUAUACAAAUCGCGGAAUGUCUCAGGAAACAACAUCAACUAAAAGUACAAGCUAAUCCCUCUUAUGUCGAUGUGAUGCAAGAUGGGUUAAUUUUUCGAUUAAGAAUAGCAAUUCAGAAGGAAAUUGCAUUAAUAAAGCAAAUGAAAGAAGAGGGACUUAUCAAGUACAGGGACAAUGAGGAAUCCAUCGAAUUGGAAAAUAAAUUAUUUCAUUUGCCGAAACUGAGUAGUGCGUUGCAUGGAUUGCAUUCUCAACAGCCAUCGUUUGGUCCCGCCUGCUGUAUAGCUAAACGAUGGUUAUCGGCGCAACUCUUAGACGAUGCUCAUAUACCGAACAUUGUGGUUGAAUUACUCAUGGCAUCAGUGUAUUUGACUCCAGAACCGUAUAAACCGCCUCAAAUGCCGCAAGUGGCAUUCCUACGAUUUCUGGAGGUUGUCGCGAGGGCACCUUGGAAUACCGAUCCGAUCAUCGUUAACUUUAACGACGAAAUGACCCACGAAGAAAUCUCCGCCGUUGAAACGUUAUUCGGUACCGUUCGCAGUUCGUUACCACCGUUAUUUAUAUCAACUCCUUACGAUCAGCAGAAAUCACUGUGGACCAGGAAAGCACCUUCGCACUUGAUCCUGCACCGUAUAAGUGUGCUCUCGAAGGAGUCGUUGAGAAUAUUCAACGAUCCGUUGGUCAAAGAUACGGCAUUAGACGUGAAACACAUGUUCCGCCCUCCGCUGUCGGAAUACGACUGUCUGAUACAUCUGAAGUCGACAAUGAAUCCGCGAGGAAUCCAGGCAGUCGAUGUGCUCGACAAUACGGACGUUGUAGAUCUACAUCCCUACAAGACGCAUUCGCAACAAAAAAUUCCAAUCGUAGACUUCGAUCCUGUGCAACAUUUUUUGAGGGACUUGAGGGACGGUUACGGCGAAUACGCUCUAUUCUUCCACGACACUUACGGCGGUACCGUAAUAGGAGUUCUGUUGCAACCUUCCGCCUUAGAACGUAAACAAUUUAAAGUAUCAGAGGCAAAUUGUCGAAAGCUCGACAAUGACAAUCUCGUUUUAAACAUAUCAGCGAUGAUCGAGGAUUUUUACAUUUUGGGCAAAGACAUCAUACGUUCUAUUGACAUUCCGAACAAUCGCGUUUCAACAUGAAUUAUUAAGCUAAA